CUCUCCACGUCCGCCGCCCUCCCUGCCUCCCUCGCCACGGAGCCGGCCUGGGGGAUGCUCGGGGCCCCAGCUCCCGGGGGAGCGGCGCGUUUCCGCGUGCCAGGGCGACCCCGGCCCGGGCGGGCUCUCGCGGGGACAGCGCGCGCCCCGCGUCCCCGGGAAGUUGUCUCCGGAGCCCGCGGGCCCUGGGUCUCCUCCCCCUGAGCCCCGCCCCGAGCUGGGAUCCGCGAGCCGCCCGGCCCGGGGGCGUUGCCGCGCGUUCGGCCGAGCCAGCGAGUCUGCUUUCCAGCGCGCCCCGCGCGCGCCCUGCCCGCCCGGGGACCCCCGCGCACCCCCGAGACGGCGCGCGCCCAGAGCGCGGGAGCCCGGAGCGCCGGGCGCCUGGGACCCCGCGGAGCCGCUGGCCAGCCCGCGGGGCUCGGCAGGGAUGCAGGCUGCGCUGUGAGCCCAGGCGCCAAGGCCAUGUCCGGCGCCCGCUGCCGGACCCUGUACCCCUUCUCCGGGGAGCGGCACAGCCAGGGGCUCCGCUUCGCCGCGGGCGAGCUGAUCACGCUGCUGCAGGUCCCGGACGGCGGCUGGUGGGAAGGCGAGAAGGAGGACGGGCUCCGCGGCUGGUUCCCGGCGAGCUAUGUGCAGUUGCUGGAGAAGCCUGGAAUGGUCCCCCCUCCGCCGGGAGAGGAAAGCCAGACGGUCGUCCUCCCACCUGGCUGGCAGAGCUAUCUGUCUCCUCAGGGCCGGCGUUACUAUGUCAACACGACCACCAAUGAGACCACCUGGGAACGCCCCAGCAGUUCUCCUGGGAUUUCAGCCAGCCCUGGCCCUCACAGGAGCUCUCUGCCUCCAACAGUGAAUGGAUACCACGCAUCAGGGACCCCAGCGCACCCUCCAGAGACUGCCCACAUGAGUCUCCGAAAACCCACCGGUGAUUCCCAGAACCUGGGAUCCUCCUCACCAGGCAAAAAGCAGAGCAAGGAAAACACCAUCACAAUAAACUGCGUGACAUUCCCUCACCCAGACACGAUGCCCGAACAGCAGCUGCUGAAGCCAACGGAGUGGAGCUACUGUGAUUAUUUUUGGGCGGAUAAGAAGGAUCCCCAGGGCAAUGGCACGGUGGCGGGGUUUGAACUGCUUCUCCAGAAACAACUGAAAGGCAAACAGAUGCAGAAGGAGAUGUCCGAAUUCAUCCGGGAAAGGAUAAAGAUUGAAGAAGAAUAUGCGAAGAACUUAGCUAAGCUCUCUCAGAACUCCCUGGCUGCGCAGGAGGAAGGCUCUCUUGGAGAAGCGUGGGCCCAGGUCAAGAAGAGUCUUGCAGACGAAGCAGAAGUUCACCUCAAGUUCUCUGCCAAGCUCCACAGUGAGGUGGAGAAGCCCCUGAUGAACUUCCGGGAGAACUUCAAGAAAGACAUGAAAAAGUGUGAUCACCACAUCGCUGACCUCCGCAAGCAGCUGGCCAGCCGCUACGCCUCGGUGGAGAAGGCCCGGAAAGCCCUCACUGAGCGGCAGAGAGACCUGGAGAUGAAAACCCAGCAGCUGGAGAUCAAGCUGAGCAACAAGACAGAAGAGGACAUCAAGAAGGCGCGGAGGAAGUCCACCCAGGCUGGAGACGACCUCAUGCGCUGUGUGGACCUCUACAACCAGGCCCAGUCCAAGUGGUUUGAAGAGAUGGUGACCACCACGUUGGAGCUGGAGCGGCUGGAGGUGGAGAGGGUAGAGAUGAUCCGGCAGCAUCUGUGCCAGUACACACAGCUGCGGCAUGAGACAGACAUGUUCAACCAAAGCACAGUCGAGCCUGUGGACCAACUACUUCGAAAAGUGGACCCGGCCAAAGACAGGGAGCUGUGGGUCAGAGAGCACAAAACGGGCAACAUUCGCCCUGUGGACAUGGAGAUCUAGACACGCCUGGGCGGCCCUCGGGGUCCUCCCAGGAGAGGGGCUGGGGUCCCAGCGAGGGGAUGGAGGCCCCACUGGGCAGAGCUGUCCUCCUACCCAAUCUCCUGGUCCAUUGAGGAGAGGGGGAAAAGCUGGUGAUUCCAGAAAGACGACCGGACAGCCCAGCUGGGGUUUCCCCAGCAUCCCCUGCCCAGACGACCUUGGACCCGCAACCCUGCCCUUGUCUCUGAGCCCCCCAACUCCCAUGCUGUGCUUGCUGCUCUGAGAACAAACUGAGGCUGGAAAUCUGUGGUCCCUGCUGAACUCCACGGGGUGACUGUUGUAGCAUAUGUUCCUGGAUGCCCCAAAGGCUGUCCUCCAGCUGCCCACCUUGUCUGCAGGGCUUUGGAAGAUCGGGGAGGGAUAUCUGUGUCCAAGCCGGGGUCAGGCUCAGAAUUGUGACUACAAGGAGCCCUUUGAUUUACAGCCCUCACCCAAAAUCCUUUGCGGCCCUCCCUGUCUUUUCCAGUUGCAUUCUGGGAACCCACCUCUGAAUUUCUUGACUGCUUUUCAUCCCUAGCAGGCUUGGGAAGAAGGCUUGGCUUCUCUCUUCCCAGACCUACCCUGCCUGGAUGGGUCAGGAUGGAACUACCUCAUUUGGCAAAUUAGCCCCAAUUUGGAGCAUUAAAUCAUGGCUCCUCUCAGAUCAGGCAUUGUCUGUAAAAUCUCCCCCAGGAAACCCCAAGCCACCCUGCCCUCCCCUGCCUUCUGAAGUACACCCUCUGCCCCAUCCCGCCACCCCAUCCCAGUCUCAGGAGAGGAAGUUUUCUGAAGUUCUCAGCCAGCAACAUCUCAUCCAGCUAUGUGCGUGUCCAUGGAAGCAAACCAGCUCAUCCCAGAAACCAGCCAGCCACAGGAGGUCUGCAGGGUCUGUCUGUCCACUGCCCUCUGCAUCCCUGGGCCACCCUUGCCUCUGCUGCCCCAGGCUGCUCACCGCAGUGUCAUGGGGCCGGGCAGUCCCCAUGAGAGACAGGUCACGCCAAGUCUAGGCCAUCUCCAGAUGGCUCGGUCUGCUUGUGCACAGGGGUUUGGGAAUGCUGGCCCUUGUUCAGGCACUGGACAAACACUGCAGACUCUCCCACGACUGCAGUAAGGCAUUAACACCAGGCAGUGUCACAGUGCAGGGCCUCAUGGGGCACCAGCGCCUCCUUCCACUCUGCCCAUCUUCCCUGGAGACCUGGGGGCUCUCAGCACUGCCACAGGGUCCACCUCCUCUCUUCUUUCCUUCCUCCGGUACAAAUGUGUUCUUGGCCAUGGUAAUCUAGAGAAUCUGUCUGAGGCAGACAGGGGUGGGGGUAUUAGAUGUCUCGUAGAGAUGAGGGCAGAUUCCAGCUGCAAGCAGGUGCCCUGAGCACCCAUCUUCCCACGUCUUUCCCACCGAUGACUUUGCCUUUGACUGUAUACCUCCCGUAAGGGCCAAAUCCUGUGACCCCAGCUCACCGAUCUCCCCCACCUUCCCUGCCAGUGACGGAGGACUUCUGAUUCUCGGGUCUUUGGGCACUUCCUUUAGUUCACAUCAGAAAGAUGUCCAGUCCACUAAACUGUCAUUUUCCUUACUGAAACAUUCCAGCCCCAGAGGCCAGCGUUCCGGUGUCCACCAGGCUGCAGGCUGGCGUCUGUCCGUCUGUCCGUGUGGUGGAGAAUCAGCCCCUGCGGUUACUCCCUCUAGACCUGGGCUUGGGCUCGGAUACCAGCUACUAACUUUAAGAUACUGUUUCUUGAUUUCUUCAUUAAAAACGGGUGCUAGCGGUAAUUGCCUUGUGGCUCAGUAAACGAAUCUGGAGGUGAUUUUCAAGCGUUCAAAGCCAACAGCCUUGUUAUUGACACAGGUAUUUUGAGUGCGAUGUGGCUCACCGACCGUCUCCUCUCUUCUGUGUAAGGGUUCCCGCAUGCUCUGGCGCUAGGAUGGAGGAGGCUCCUGCUCCUUCCGGAGUACCCCGAAUUGGCCAUCCUUCCAGAAGUCCAUCUUCCCCCCUUAAUCCCUACCCCUCAUCGCUUGAGCUCAUUCACAUACACCUGUUCUUUUUUCCCCCCCAACUCUCUGUUCACCCAUCAAGCAUUUAGUUAAGGUCGAGCCACGUGCCAGGAUCCAGUUUGACAAUGAGCUCUGUGGUGGAGAAACCCGGGAGCUUGGUUGGCGUAGGUGUGUCUUUUCCCCAGUGGCCUGGCAGGUGGCUGAGUGGCGUCGGUGUAAAGGCAUCUCCAAACUGAGGCGCUCAAGGCACUGUGUGUUGUGCUGAGUGUUGCAACCUAGAUGCAAAAGAUGAACACCAUGUCUGUCCCCGCUGUCCCUGUGGACAGGGGAACAUUUACAGCUCUCUAGAGAGGAAAAAUCUCACUCAUCUCCCAUAUCUACCCAGUGAGAUUCUUGAAUCAGAAACUACUGCCGCGAGCUCAUGGCAACACCUAGAUUUCCAUCGCCUGGUCACCAGACCCUCAUGGUGUAGACCCAGCUCUGGUCGGUUUCACAGAUUUCUUUUGUUGGCUUCCAAUAACUCUCCUUGCAGUACCAGAGAGGAGGAAUGAAGCCCAAGCAUAGCCAGAGGGUGCCGGGAACAGCAUGGGGAGUCAGAUUCAACCCUAUUAACAGGACCCCUCCAGCAAUGGGUAAAAUCAAGAUUAGGAUGAAGUCUAGAAAAUCUAAAAUGUACCCUGGAGUAAGAAUCUCGGUACCCAGGUGGCACAGUCUGUUUUUAAGGUGCUGGGAUGGAACCCAGGGCCUCGCGUGUAUUAGACAAGCACCUCCGGCUCUGUUGGGCAUAGCUUCAUGUGUGUCUUGCUGCUCAGGUUAUGACAGGAUUUGCUGGGGUUAUUCAGGGUGAGGAUACAGCCGUUGUCCGAUGUCUGAGACCAGCUUAGCCCCCCUACCCGCUGCCACCUGGGAGACCUAAUCACAAGUUUGUCCACGAAAGCCUGAUGUGUUUGUUAAUUGUUUUGGUUUUGUGGUGCUGGAGACUGAACCCAGCCCAAACUCGCACUAGGCAAGUGCUCUACGACUGAGGUACGUCCUCGCCCCAAAAACUUGUUUAAAAAAAUCUCUAAGAUGAACGAUGUGCCAAGUGGCCAGUUGCCAUGACAACCUCUAGGAAAAGCCAGCUGUCACCCUUUUAUUUUCCUUCUACCUGCUUUUGGGCAGCACUGCAAUGCACAGGCUGUUUCAGGGGGACCACGGGGUCCUCUUCCUACCUCCACCCCGUGGCCUGUUGACCUCGGGGGAUUUCUACAAUAGCAGAGACUUCUCUACCUGGCAAGGCUAAUGAUGGAAACAACAGAAACUAUGUGAAUUCAUGACCAGGGAUCUGUUUCUAUUCCCUUUGAGAAAACCAACCAAUUGCCAGGUUAGCAGAUGGCUGCGUAAAAAUCCUGGCUGAGCCAAAGUCCCUUCUUGGAACUAUAAAAGCCAUCAAAUGCAAAGCACAUCAAAGAUCAUGGCUCAUUUAGAUUUUACCCCAGUUGCAAGUAACCGUGAUGCAGGACUCAGGACCUGUUCGUGCUUCUGUAGACAGAGGAAAGCCCUUGACAAGUGUCAGGUGGGGGACAGAGCAGCAGCCCACUGGUCGCACCCGGUCACCGUUUCAUUCUUAUGGUUCUUCCUCCCACCACCACAUGACUCACAGCCACCUUUUUCCAGGAUGGUGGAGGUGGAGCUGACCUGGUAAUGUUUGCCCCUUGGAAGUGUGAAUUUUGGUACUUAUGUGGUCUUGUAACCAUUACCAAAAUCCAGAUAAGAUUCACACCCCCUACUGUGGCCAGUUUUUUCUUCCCACCUCUGACCAAGCAAGUGGAGUCACACCGAUGAUGAAGCCUUUUGUGGCCUAUGAUAUUGUAGGUGACAGUCGUGUGUCCCUUUUCAUCGCUGAGUAGUAUUCCAUCGUAUCAGGCGGUCCACAGUGCUUUCUUGUUUUGUAGUGAACCAUUGGGCCUGGCAGUUCAUGGCCUAGCAUCUUCGUUUGGUUUGCAUCCCACCCCACCUCUCCCUGCAGCUCCCAAGGCUCUCUUCCAAAUGCCAGCCAUGCCCACAAGUGGUUCUUGGCAUUUACACUCACCUUUUUGGUCCGUGUUAGGUUUUUUCCAGUGCAGCAAGCAGCCAGAGCUUGGAGGGACAGUGGCAGAUAGGGUCAGACACAGCUGCCUUUCAGAUCUGCAACCCGAAGCUUGCAUCCCAGCUAGAAGAUCCACACCCUUCCGUACGCUCACCGUAGGCUCUGUGUUCCCUGCAUUCACUCGGUGUUGGGGCUGUGAGGGGCCAGUGGUGGCCCUUGACACACCAUGAUCUCCGUGCCAGUGGCUUGCUGUGCCAGCUGAGGGAACUUGUUCUAGGUGGGCUCUUGGACCUCUCAGUACUGUGUUCUGUGUCCUCCCCAUCUUGUUUUCUGGUUGGUACCCCCUGCACAUGGUCAUACCUAACCUGCAUGUCAUCUGCACAGCUGCCUAGAGUUGCCUACAACCCUUGUGGGGGGCACCUCUCCAUUUAGGCUGAAACGGAACCACAGAAUUUCAUGAGCUAAGAAUGAGACCAAUCCUAGGACCUCCCCACUGAAAGAUAAAUUAUAUGUUGUUAUCUUUGGGAUCUGUCCUCAAGAGCCAGGCCACGCAUACAUACAGAUGGUGUCACCUUGGUGGAAUCCUAGUUCUGGACCUUGCUCAGCUGGUGGUCACUCUGACCCUGGCCUGUGCCUACAGCCAACUAGGAAGCAGUAGAUGGCAACAGGCAUACGACUGAAUUUAGGCAAGUCCAGGCCAGGCUGUGAGUGUGACCCCAGUGUCCUCCAAGAUACGUCUUGAUCAUGGCCUGCUCAGUGGAAGACACCUGAAAGUCCCUCCACGUGAACUGGGGACAUUGCUGGGUUAAGGCCAGAUAUCUCCAGAGCCCAUAGGAUCCUGGGUAGAAUAGUUCCCGGAGGACUGGACGUUGCCAGGGAGGACUCCACCUCCCCUCACCUGCCAGGAGUGUUGUUUCUGAUGGGACCAUACUGAAGGAGAGAGGCCAGACUCAGCAGCUUGAGUCAGGGUAGAAAGAACUGAUCAAACCUAUGCGCCAUUCCCCACUGCUAGGUGCUGGGAUGGCUGUCAGGAGAGGGUGGACAGUGUCUUGAGUGGGUGGGGCCUGCUUUGGAUACCCUGAAUGAUGUAGGGGACAUUGGUCCUUGGUGUUUGGGCCAGUUUCUAGUUGGACUGUGGUGGGUGGGAUGUGCAGGCUGAGGUCCAGGGUGUUCUCACAGGGACAGUGUUACAUGGGGGUACAGAGGAAAAGCCUGUGGCACUAGAGAAAGCCAGGACUGGCCUGCCCAGCUGCCUCAUUUCCCUGUACCCUAAAACCAGACCUUAUAUACUCAUGUUAAGGGGGGGUGCUUCCCUCUCUGCACCUCCCUUGGCAGACAGACCCCCCAGCAUUGUGGCGUUCAGGCAGCUCUGUGUGGACCCAGAUAUUCCAAGGGACACCAGCCAUCCUGGGUGAUAGGGCCCCCAAAUUUGGGUCUCUUCCCUUUCCGUAAGAAGGAGAUGACCAGAGGCAUUCCCUUCACGGACACAAGCACAUCAGCAAGCCCUAUGAAAGUGGAAUUUUCUAACAAAAUAAACCUGCUUGUCCAGUCUGUUUUCUGUAACUUUUGCUAAAUACUUUAUACAUUUUUUUAAUGUUACAAAGCGGUGUCUCCUGCCAGCAUUCCCCGCUCUGGUAUGAAUGUGUUUACUCUACGGUGUAUAUCCUUUCCUCCUCUGGCUGCCUAGGUCAGUAAAUAAAAUCGAUGUAAUAUAAUUUAUAAGUAACACUGUUGCAAAUCUGAUCCCCAUGGAGGCUGUAACCUGCCCCUCCCCACCCAGUAAUAGUAUUCGUGUGUAUUAAUGCUGAAGAAUUAAACGUUUCAAGAGUUUAAAUUUUGAAGGCGUUUACUAUAUAUAAUUGUCCCGCAUCAAUAUAAAGUGUUUUCAGGACGAUUACUGCUCUCACUUUUCCCCUGCAGCUCUGUAUGUACAUUUGAGAUGCUGAGAUUCAUCCCAUGUAAAAUAAACUGUCCAGAGACUUUGCUUUCUAGAA
Molecule: messenger RNA, 7966 nt
Organism: Cavia porcellus (domestic guinea pig)
Lineage: Eukaryota; Metazoa; Chordata; Mammalia; Rodentia; Caviidae
Gene: Gas7
Product: growth arrest specific 7
Exons: 14
Coding region: 463-1893 (476 amino acids)
Biological process (GO): neuron projection morphogenesis; actin filament polymerization
Cellular component (GO): actin filament; plasma membrane; cytoplasm
Molecular function (GO): actin filament binding
Source: RefSeq, a predicted model, not a curated record